UAUUUCAAUUUGUUACUAAAUCAUUAUCAAGACAGUAAAAUGACAAGUCUAAAAGUAAAGGUUACAUACAAUUUGAAACAUAUAAGAUAAUUGUUUGUUACACAAAGGAUGAAAGAAAUAAAAGAGCAGUAUUAAAAGAAGUUGUACAAACAAUUAAAACAAUUGUAAUUCCUUCGAUGCCAUAAUGCCGUCAUUAAGAAUGGGUUUCUUUUCUUUUAUAUGAAACGCCUCUUUGGACAAAAGAAUGUUCCAAAUAUCCGAGGUGUCAAUAACUUGUGUAUUCUCUAGCACUAAGUUCAAUUUCAAUUUUACUACCUCAAAAUCGUUAGAAAAUAUAUUGUUAAUGUUCACACAGGGGACAAUUAUCUUGUGUUUUAAUAGCCGAAUCAUGGCGGGAAGCAUGUUCUUGUGUUCGCUUGAAUAACUUUUGUUUAGUAUUACCGACGUACGAGUCUUUGCAGCCGGAACAUCAACAUGAUUUGCAAGAUGAUAGACGAAGUUUCAUUCACAUCGGGUGCGGAUCUAGUGUAUGUCAGAACCGGUACAUAUCUCCUCACCUUGCUGAUUCUGCCGAUGUACAUCAAAAAGCGAAUGGCAUUCUGCUAUUUUUUACUCAUUAUGUUGGUCAAAACGACAGAUACAGCAAUUCUGAUUGGUCGAUGGGUUAUGACUAACAUUUCUAAUUUCAAGGAGACCAAAGAAUGUAGUGGUAAAAACGGUAACCUACCACUUGCAUCAACACUUGGACCAGUAUCUGUGCUUGGAGUCUUUCCAGAAUGCCUGUACCAGUUAAAUCCAGUAAUUCCACAACUAUCCAUUUCAAAGUCGCAAGAAAAACUUCCUGAAAUAUAAUUUUAAAAUACUCUUUCAUUCUAAUUGAUUGAAUUGCAUUGACGAAGUUAUUUGGAGAUGGCCGUAAAUGCCGUAGGAAACAGACCGCAGAUGCGUCCUAAAGAAACCAACUGAUCCGAGUUGUUUUUAGAAAAAAUACAAUCUAAGAGUUAAUUGUCACAAAACUUCCAAUUAUGGCAUAACUGCAGUAAAUAUGGCAAUAUAAUAAUACAAUAGCAGUAGUUAUAAUACAAUAGCAACACGACAAUGUUAAUACGUAGUAGUUGAUGCCGAUAAGGCAUUUAUUUUGCACUUUAAAAGAAUGAGAAAAACUAGCCAUUUUGCACGAAGAAACCAUGUUAUAACCAGUUUAUCGUCACCUUUAAUCUUUGAAAUUUGGCAUCUUGGUGGGGUCUAGUUCAACGAAAGAGUGCAUGAAUAGUUAGAGUCCAUGAAUGGAUAGGAAAAAAGUCUUAUAUUUGAAAAAAAUUCGAAGUUUCUUCUUGAGAUAAGGUUUUAACAAGAGAAAAAUAACAUUUCAAACAGUUAUGAAAUGAGUGU
Molecule: messenger RNA, 1392 nt
Organism: Hydractinia symbiolongicarpus
Lineage: Eukaryota; Metazoa; Cnidaria; Hydrozoa; Anthoathecata; Hydractiniidae
Exons: 2
Coding region: 475-852 (125 amino acids)
Source: RefSeq, a predicted model, not a curated record